AUGGUCUACCCGAUGCCGCUGAUCAACGAUCUACUGGAGGAUCUGGAGUCUACACUAUGGUAUUUCUCACUGGAUAUGGCGCGUAGGUUUUGGGUGGUGAAGAUGACGGAUCGGGCCUGCCUGAUCUCGGCCUUUAUCACCCCAUUUGGACUUUUCGAGUGGAAUCGGAUGCCGUUUGGGCUGAAGAAUGCGCCGCAGAUCUACCAGCGGAUGAUCGACAACGUAUUAUGUGGAUUCACCCGGAUCCCGAAAAUUGCAGGUGAUCUGGAGCGUCUUGAUGUAUUUGAGGCCGGAGAACCUGAGGAUCCGGGCAAACCAUCGGUGUUAGGACGCAGAUCCUACAUCGACGACAUCUUAGUUCCAGCGAAUAAUUGGGGUCAGUUAUGCGUGCAACAAAUGGAACUUGCGAUCAGUGUUGUCAAGAGUUUCUGGGGCAUGCCCAAGGUGGAAUAUCUAGGUCACAAGGUAUCGCAUGAUGGACUGGAGACGAAUCCGAUAGAUCUGUCGGCGUUGACGGAUCUCGAGUUUCCCGGAUCCCUGCGUGCUAUGCAAUCCUCUUUGGCACGAGAUCCGAACCCAGUGUCAAGGGAUCCUACGCUUGACAGUGCAAAAAUGUCGGAUACCAAGAAGGACAAUGUAGCAGAUCUGGAUCCGCUAUGGAUCCAUGCUCACAGAUCAUUCAAGGCGUUAAUGGAAAAGAUCGCGAUAACGCCGAUCCUACGUCACUUUGAUCCGGAUCUGCAGGCUGUGGUGGUUGUAUAUGCCAGUGAUUGGGCGAUAUCCGGCGCAUUGGUGCAAGAGUAUGAUCAGGUCUACUAUCCAGUGAUGUUCGCGAGCCGUACGUUGAAGUCUAACGAAUUAAACUACGGGAUCGCGCAGAAAGAGGUGUUGGCAUUGUUGCGGAUCCUGGAUCUCAACUAUAUUACUUUAGUUGGGAGACGAAUCCAAGUGAUGACACGACAUUCUACACUAGCUUGGUUGUUUGGAUCCAAUGCAUUACAAAGUCGCCUGGUACAGUGGGCCGCGCUACUUUCACUUUGGAUCCUCGAGAUCGUCAAGUGUAACAAGGGUGAGGAUGAGAUCCUGGGCACAUUAGCAGCGGGUAUCACUCCCAGAUCCGAAAUCGCCCCGAAGAAGGAGCCGAGACGCAAGAUCCAAGCCCCGAUCCCGACGGUGAGAUCGGAUGAAGAUCUGUAUGUCGCUAGCUUUGACGGAUCCGCCCGUGCCAAGCGAGGUAGAGGCGCCUACAGCAUGAUCCUAUCCGGCUAUGCCGAGGGCCUAACUGUCAAUGAGGCCAAAUAUCACGGCCUGUUGUUAUGUCUUGAUUUGUUGGAAGGGACGGAUCCGCUACGAUUGGUGAUCUGUGGCGACUCAAACCUGGUGAUCCGCCAAGUAAGGGGUGAGAUCGACUGGAAGGCGCCUGGAUUGACACAAAAGGCGUUGGACAGAUUGCGGAUCCGGCCGGAUCAUGAGUUGGUACGUGUGAAGCGGGAUUGGAACGGAAGUGCAGAUAACCUGGCUAGUGAUGCAUUGCAACGGCAAUGUGGGAUCGAAGUCGAAACCGAUAGCGAGAUUCAGGAUCUGAUCACAUUGAACAGGCUGGAGGAGAUAUUGGUGGUGAACACGGAGGAUCCGAUCGAAGGCCAGAUCCGGCGUGAGAUCGGGAUCCAACCCCCCCCAGUAUUGUGCGAAGAAGUGAUCCGAGAGCUCAGGAUCGAGCGGAUCCGGCAGGCACAGGACGAGGAGGCGUGGAUCCACAUUUUGAAGAAGUAUCUGGUUGGCGAAAUACGCGAUCUGACACAGGAAGAGGCCAAAUCGUGCGGAUCCAUCGCUAUGAAUUAUGAAGUGGAUCAGCACGACCUCCUGUCUUGUUGUCCCACUACGAAGGAAUCAGCUGCGGAUCGGGACAAAUUGAUG
Molecule: messenger RNA, 1917 nt
Organism: Phytophthora megakarya
Lineage: Eukaryota; Oomycota; Peronosporomycetes; Peronosporales; Peronosporaceae
Source: the annotation of a GenBank genome assembly